GCUUCCCCGCGCAGUGAGCAGUUUGUCGCUGGGGAGAAUCGCAACGUGGGCUCAUACAGGGAGUUUUAGGUCGUUUACAGCCACCGGGAAUUAGCUGCAGAAAUGGCAUCUGAGGCACUGAAGUCACUUGAGAAUCAGUCUUUGGAAAAAAUAAAGAAAAGCGAUGGCAAGAGACUUUCUAUUGAGAGGGUCUAUCAAAAGAAGACUCAGCUGGAGCACAUAUUGCUCCGUCCAGAUACCUACAUUGGUUCUGUAGAGCCAGUCAGUCAGCAAAUGUGGGUAUUUGAUGAAGGGGAAGGACUGGUCUGCAGAGACAUUACAUUUGUCCCUGGCUUGUAUAAAAUCUUUGAUGAAAUUUUGGUAAAUGCCGCAGAUAACAAGCAAAGGGACUCGAAGAUGUCGUGCAUCAAAAUCACAAUUGAUCCUGAGAAUAAUAAAAUCAGCGUGUGGAAUAACGGGAAAGGUAUUCCCGUUGUGGAGCACAAGGUGGAGAAAGUCUAUGUUCCUGCCCUUAUUUUUGGACAGUUGUUGACUUCCAGUAACUAUGAUGAUGAACAGAAAAAAGUAACAGGUGGGCGUAAUGGUUAUGGUGCCAAACUGUGUAACAUUUUCAGUACCAAGUUUACAGUGGAAACUGCUUGCAGAGAGUACAAGAAAGUGUUUAAACAGUCCUGGUCUGACAACAUGUCAAAAGCUGGUGAGUCAAAGAUCAAAGCUUUCGAUGGCGAAGAUUACACCUGUAUCACUUUCCAACCAGAUCUGAGCAAAUUCAAGAUGGAGGUUUUGGACAAGGAUAUUGUUGCCUUAAUGUCUCGAAGAGCUUAUGACGUUGCUGGAACUAGCAAGGGUGUGAAGGUCUUUCUGAAUGGGAACAAACUACCUGUGUCUGGUUUCCGUAGCUAUGUGGAUAUGUACACCAAGGAUAAGUUGGAUGAAACUGGGAACCCUUUGACAAUUCUACACGAGGUUGUGAACAAUCGCUGGGAAGUGUGUUUGAGCAUGAGUGAAAAAGGCUUCCAGCAAAUCAGCUUUGUCAACAGCAUUGCUACCACCAAAGGUGGUAGACACGUCGACUAUGUUGCUGAUCAGAUUGUAACCAAACUUAUUGAGGUUGUGAAAAAGAAGAAUAAGGGUGGUAUCGCUGUGAAACCUUUUCAGAUUAAGAAUCACAUGUGGAUCUUCGUUAAUGCAUUGAUUGAGAAUCCAACAUUUGACUCUCAGACAAAAGAGAACAUGACUUUGCAGUCAAAAAGCUUUGGAUCUAAAUGCACAUUGUCUGAGAAAUUUUUUAAAGCUGCAAGCACGUGUGGAAUUGUUGAAAGCAUCUUGAACUGGAUUAAGUUCAAAGCACAGACUAUGCUGAAUAAGAAAUGUUCUGCAGUGAAGCACACUAAGAUCAAGGGAGUUCCAAAACUGGAUGAUGCAAACGAUGCAGGUAGCAAACACUCCAUGGCUUGUACAUUGAUCCUUACCGAAGGAGACUCAGCCAAGACAUUGGCUGUGUCUGGCCUUGGUGUGGUUGGUAGAGACCGGUAUGGAGUGUUCCCACUUAGAGGCAAACUGCUCAACGUUCGAGAAGCUUCACACAAACAGAUUAUGGAGAAUGUAGAAAUAAACAACGUCAUUAAGAUCAUGGGGCUGCAGUACAAGAAGAACUACGAGGAUACGGAAAGUUUGAAGUCUCUGCGUUAUGGAAAGAUCAUGAUUAUGACAGAUCAGGAUCAAGACGGCUCCCAUAUCAAAGGAUUGCUCAUCAACUUCAUCCAUCAUAACUGGCCUUCUUUGCUCAAGCAUCAGUUUUUGGAGGAGUUUAUCACCCCCAUUAUCAAGGUCAGCAAAAAUAAGCAGGAGCUCUCAUUCUACAGUAUCCCUGAAUUUGAGGAUUGGAAGAAUAACACAGACGGUCACAAAAACUGGAAAGUAAAGUACUACAAAGGUCUGGGGACGAGCACAUCUAAGGAAGCCAAGGAAUACUUUGCUGAGAUGGAGAGACAUAGAAUUCCUUUUAAAUAUGAUGGCCCUAGAGAUGAUGAUGCGAUCACCUUGGCCUUUAGCCGAAAGAAAGUGGAGGACCGUAAGGAGUGGUUGACCAAUUUUAUGCAAAACAGGAGGGAGAGGAGACUGCAUGGUCUUCCAGAGGAUUUUUUGUAUGGAAAAUCCACUAAGCACUUGACCUACAAUGACUUCAUUCACAAAGAGUUGGUUCUCUUCUCAAAUUCAGACAAUGAGCGAUCCAUACCAUCGCUGGUUGAUGGUCUUAAGCCUGGGCAGAGGAAGGUCUUAUUCACCUGCUUUAAAAGAAAUGACAAGAGGGAGGUGAAGGUGGCCCAGCUGGCUGGAUCUGUAGCAGAGAUGUCUGCGUACCAUCACGGUGAGACCUCCUUGAUGAUGACCAUUAUUAACUUGGCACAAAACUUUGUGGGAAGCAACAACAUCAAUCUUCUGCAGCCCCUUGGACAGUUUGGUACCAGACUGCAUGGUGGUAAAGAUGCGGCCAGCCCUCGAUACAUCUUCACCAUGCUCAGCACUUUGGCACGUCUCCUAUUCCCACCAACGGAUGACUGUGUUCUAAAGUUCAUUAAUGAUGACAAUCAGAAGGUUGAGCCUGAGUGGUACAUUCCCAUUAUACCCACUGUGCUGGUAAAUGGUGCUGAGGGCAUUGGCACUGGCUGGUCCUGCAGAAUUCCAAACUACGAUGUACGCGAGAUUGUAAACAACAUUCGCCGUAUGCUGGAAGGCGAAGAACCACAGCCAAUGCUUCCCAGUUACAAGAAUUUCAAAGGGCUCAUUCAAGAGGUUGGUCAGAAUCAGUCUAUCAUAAAUGGUGAAAUUUCUGUGCUGGAUUCCACUACUAUUGAAAUCACUGAACUCCCUGUCAGAACAUGGACCCAGAAUUACAAAGAAGCGGUUUUGGAGCCGAUGUUGAACGGAUCAGAAAAAACUCCACCGCUAAUUACAGACUAUAAAGAGUACCACACUGAUACCACUGUGAGGUUCGUUGUCAAAAUGACGCCGGAGAAGUUGGCAGAGGCUGAAGCAGCAGGUCUGCAUAAAGUCUUUAAACUUCAAACCCCUCUCACCUGUAACUCCAUGGUACUCUUUGACCAUGUGGGUUGCCUAAGGAAAUAUGAAACUGUAAUGGACAUUUUGAAGGAAUUCUAUGAGUUGCGACUUCGCUAUUACGGAUUGAGGAAGGAUUGGCUAGUGGGCAUGUUAACCGCUGAGGCCUCCAAACUUACCAACCAAGCUCGCUUCAUUCUUGAAAAGAUCGAGGGCAAAAUCGUAAUCGAAAAUAAGCCCAAGAAAGAACUCAUUCAGAUACUGGUGCAAAGAGGAUAUGACUCUGAUCCUGUCAAGGCUUGGAAGGCCACUCAAGAGAAGGAACAAACUGGAGAAUUGAUUGAGGAGGAUGAUGAAGAAAAUACAGAUGAGAAAUCUUCGGGGCCAGACUUUAAUUACCUCCUCAACAUGCCUCUGUGGUACCUGACCAAAGAGAAGAAGGAUGAGCUUUGCAAGCAAAGAGAUACAAAGGUUACUGAGCUCGAAAACCUAAAAAAAAAAUCUCCUCCUGACUUGUGGAAGGAUGAUCUUGCUGCCUUCAUUGAAGAAUUGAAUAUUGUUGAAGCCAAGGAAAGGGAAGAUGAAAAAGUUUCCAAAACUAGUAAAGUGGUAAAGGGCAAAAGUGGAAGAACCCAAGUUAAAAAGAUGCUGUUGGAGGAGGUUCUCCCAUCUCCUAAUGGAAGAAGGAUUAUUCCAAGGAUCACAACCGCAAUGAAAGCCGAAGCCUCAAAGAAAACUCAAAGGCGAAUAAAGUCUGAAGACAUUGCAAAGAGAAUGGAGUUUGGCGAUGAGGAAGGUGACACUAUGGACUCUCCAGAAAACAGCCCAGAAAGUCUAAGUCUGGCUGAGAGAUUGUCCAAGAAAACCAAAGCGGAGCCAGGUACCACGGCAACAAAGGGGAAGAAGCAGGCGACCUUGCCCUUCAAGCCAGUGAAGAAGGAACCUGAAAUAAUGUCACAGUCUGAUAGUGAAUCAGAUGAAGAGAGAGUGCCACGUACAAUCCAGCCACGUCGUGCGGCUUCAAAUGUUAAAUACAGUCUCUCUGACGAGGAUGAAAGUGACAAGUCGGAUGAAAGCGAUUUUGAGCACGCGUUACAUGUUAGCUCUCACUCUGAUUCGGAAGAUUCGGAAGAUUCAGAAGAUUCCUUUGUGAUUGCCAAACCUGCUCGAAAACCCAGAGCUGCCCCCAAGAAAGCUGAAAAGGCUAAAAAACCUACAAGUCCCGUGGGUGUACCUGCUCCUCCCGAGAAAACUCAACCUGUUGCUCCAAUGAUAGCAAUUGAUAGUGAUGACGAGGAGCCACCCAAACCCAUUGUUUCUGUUCCGUCCGCCCCGGUUGCUGCUGCAGAGAGGCCCCCACCCAAAAAACUGGUUAAGAAGGCAGGACCUGCAGCAUCUAAGAAAGAUAAUCAGCCCUCCAUUUUGGAAGCACUUUCGAAACCAAAGAAAACCAAAUCCACGGCAACAAAGAAAAUGACCUCUGGUUCAGAUGACGACAUCCCAGCAGUGAAGAAGGCAGCAAAAACAACAAAGCCCCGCAAGAGAAAGACCUCAGAGACAGAGGAUUCAGACUCUGAUUUUGGGGCUUUGAAGAAAUCCACAGCACUAAAGAAACGAAAACCUGCAGGUGACGAAAGCUUUAAUGUGCCCAUUAUGUCAGAUUCAGAUGGAGGAGAUAUUGUUCCACGUGUGCGACCGGGGCGAGCAAAGAAAACCAUCAAAUAUGUAGAAGACUCAGACGAUGACAUGUCAUAACUUUUUUUAUUUAUUAUUUAUUUAAUUUUAAAUUGUACGAAUCCCUUGCGAAAAAUGUCAGACUUCCGAGUGACCCACAUUGCAUGUAGUCUAUCUGAACCAGAAAUAUGGCAGCUAUAAAACUUGUUAUUAAAAAAAAAAAACUACUUUUGUUAGUUGCAGGUAGAUUAUGACUCAAAACCACGUAUUUGCUAGGUCUUCAUUUUUAGACUACAGUUCCCAGAAUUCUGUCCGUGCUGCUGGAAUUGUUGUCCAGUCACCAGACAGCCACAGUUGGACCAGCCUAGUUUAGAUGCACAGGUUUUGUAGAAUGACAGAUUUGCUUAUACACACACACACUCUUGUACUGGUGGGUUUUAUUAUAGUUGUGUAGUUGUAAAACUAUUUUAAAUAAUUGAUUGUAAUACUGAAAAGUGUAAUAUCUAAACUUGUAUGAACUACUUCCCCCUGAUUUUACUGUACUCCAGAGGUUAUCAAGCCUCUAUUAGUCUUUUUUGUUAAACUGAACUUAGGUUGAAACUUUGCAUGCAGUUUGGACACAAUGGUCUAUACUGUGACAUGCAGCUUCUGCGUAUCAAUCAUUUGUGACUGCCUACACAUACGCACUUGCCAUAUAUUUCUAUGUUUGUCUGUCUGUAUAUAUGUUCUUUUAAUUUCUCCUAUUUUUGUCCAUUUUCUUACACCUUUCUAAU
Molecule: messenger RNA, 5507 nt
Organism: Pelobates fuscus (common spadefoot toad)
Lineage: Eukaryota; Metazoa; Chordata; Amphibia; Anura; Pelobatidae
Gene: TOP2A
Product: DNA topoisomerase II alpha
Exons: 35
Coding region: 103-4815 (1570 amino acids)
Biological process (GO): DNA topological change; resolution of meiotic recombination intermediates; sister chromatid segregation
Cellular component (GO): nucleus
Molecular function (GO): DNA binding; ATP binding; DNA topoisomerase type II (double strand cut, ATP-hydrolyzing) activity
Source: RefSeq, a predicted model, not a curated record